GGAGGAGGAGGAGGAGGAGAUACGUGUAGCUUGGCUUUAGCUGGAUUAGCAUUAGCAACACAUAGCUUUGGCGGAGGCGCAACAAGCACUCAGAAAACGCCGAAAGAAGUGCUCUCUUUUUUUUUUGAGGUGGGGGUGUUUUUUCUUUGGACUUGGCUGAACUUGUGUGUGGGUUUUUUUUUUUGUCAGUGGACUUACAGUAGAACCUGACGGAUCACAACAGAUAUACGGUGAUGGCGUGGUCAUGUGUGCAGCCGGGGCUGUGUGUGUGGAGAUGGUUUUAACAGACGCUGUUUUGGAGGACUCAGGAACACUGCACUGGCCUGGAGAAGCCUCUUAAGCAAACACACGCAACACACACACCUGUACAGAAGAACAUUUACACACACACACACCACUGCCGUGCCUUGAGAAAGGACACAGGCGCACAGAAGCAAGCAGGCACAGAUUGCCCCCCCCCUACCUGUGUGAGAGUCUACGGUGUGUUUUUUUUUUUUUUUUGUCCGUCUGUCCCAUCUCCACCGCCACCAUGCCGAGCGGCAUCCGGCGGCAGAUGAAAAACAUGGUGAACAACUACUCUGACGCAGAGAAGAAAGUCAGAGAGGCCACCUCCAACGACCCCUGGGGCCCGUCGUCCUCGCUCAUGUCCGAGAUCGCCGACCUCACCUACAACGUGGUGGCCUUCAGCGAGAUCAUGAGCAUGAUCUGGAAACGGCUCAACGACCACGGCAAGAACUGGCGCCACGUCUACAAGGCGCUCACCCUGCUCGACUAUCUGAUCAAGACGGGCUCCGAGCGGGUGGCGCUGCAGUGCAAGGAGAACAUCUUCGCCAUCCAGACGCUGAAGGACUUCCAGUACAUUGACAGGGACGGCAAGGAUCAGGGCAUCAACGUCAGGGAGAAGAGCAAGCAGCUGGUGGUGCUACUGAAAGACGAGGACCGCCUCAAGGGAGAGAGGUCUCAGGCUCUGAAGACCAAAGAGCGCAUGGCCCAGGUGUCCACAGGGAGCAGUCAGAUGGGUUUUGGCCGAGGCUCAUCUCAACCCAAUCUCUCCACCUCAUACAGCGAAGAGUACGGCAGGUCGGAGGGCUCACCUGCGUCCUAUCACGGCUCCACAUCCCCAAACGCAGGUUCAGAACUGGAGCAGGCCAGACCUCAGACCAGCGGAGAGGAAGAGCUGCAGCUUCAACUUGCUCUAGCCAUGAGCCGAGAGGCUGCAGAGCAGGAGGACCGCAUCCGCAGAGGGGACGACCUGAGACUACAGAUGGCCCUGGAGGAGAGUAAGAAAGGAGGCUCGGACUCUGCAAAACUACCCAAGAAGAAGAAAGAGCCUCAGUCGUCUUUGAUGGACCUGAUGGAUGUCCCAGAGCCUGGGGCCACUGCUGAUCCCUGGGGUGCUCGGGGUGCUGCUGCAGCGGCACCAUCAGAGGACCCGUGGCAGCCUUAUGGGUCUGCCCCUAAGCCAGCUGCCCCAGUGGACCCAUGGGGCGCUUCUCCUUCUGUCCCACCCAUGAAGAGCACUGAUCCCUGGGCAUCAAACUCCGCUCCUGCUUCUGAUCCCUGGAGCUCUGCUGCCGCCCGCCCUAAGACUUCGAACGCAGGUAGCUUUGACCUGUUCAAUGCAUCCAACGGUACGUCUAAAGAGGACUUCUCUGAGUUUGACAGCCUGCGCUCCUCCUCCUCUGUCCCCACUGGUGAAGGGGCCAUAGCGUCCUCAAUCCCCUCCCAAGUCAGUCUCGCCAGCAGCGGCAGCCUGGACCUCUUCGACCCACUGCCCUCCUCCAUGUCCAGCAUCACAAACCCGACCAGAAAGACUCCGGAGUCCUUCCUGGGUCCCAACGCUGCCCUGGUCAAUCUGGACUCUCUGGUGACCAAACCAGCCCAACCCGCGCCCAUCAUCAAUCCGUUCUUGGGUUCCACUGGUGCGCAAGAUGGUGGCUCUGCUCCAGCUCAAGCAGCCCAAGCCAACCCAUUCCAGCUGAGCCAGCCUGCACCUCCCACCCUCAACCAGAUGCGGGUCAGCCCCAUGCUCUCUGCCUUUGGCGGCAUGGCCGAGCCGAUGAACCUGGCCUCCUUGCCCGCUCAGCCCAUCAGUAUGGUCCCCCUGGCAGGCAUGGCCCCCAUGGGUCGCUCGAUGCCUGGGAUGGGCGCUGUCGGAGCCAACGCCGGGAUGACUGCGGGGAUCCCAGCCUCCAUGUCCAUGCCGCAGCCCCUGAUGAGCCUGCCGCCACAGGCCGGGACGCAGCCCACUGGAACCACCAACCCCUUCCUUUUGUGAGGGCGGGGAAACUUGCACCAGAGUACACCCCGCACCCCCCCCCCCCUUUUUUUUUUUUGUUUUACCUUCUUUUUCUUUCUCUCUCUUCAACUUUGGCUCCUCAAGAAGCUUCAGAAUAAACAAGGAGAUGUCUUAUCCCAUUUCUUACACCAUAACCAACUCCUCACCAGGUCCUUGUCCUGGCCUGGCCUCCUCCUACCUUAACACACUCCCUUACUCCUCCCUCUCGUCUUCUCUAAAUGCUACAAGCUGCCUAGUGCUGUGUGUUCCAUACUGAUCUGACAAUGACGUUGAUGACCACAAACGGUUUGCAUCUGUCUACAGACUUACAGAGACACCGUGGUGUUUACAGUUUUUUUUUUUUUUUUCUCCCCCCACAGAGGCGAGAAAAGGGCACAGUCUCUCCUCCCUGUCCUGCUCACAUUCACUCGCCCCCUCUCCCUCACUUCUCCCGUCUAGGAUUGCUCCUUUCUUUUUUUUUUUCCCCCCUCUUCUUCUAUGGUGGGGGGACAGGAGAUUUUGACUGUACUAACGCCAGGAUCUUUAUCUCUUCACUAGAGCUAAUCUUUUAUAAGCCCUGUCAGCUGGUUUGUGUGUGUUUGUGUGUGUGUGUUUGUCUGGGAGCAAGCGAGUGCACAUCUCAGUACUUUUACACUGUGUAUAUUCCAGUGGGUUUCACUCACACACACUGGAGUAAGAAUGAGAGAUGGACAGAUGUGUUUUUACUCUUGGUGUGUGUGUGUGUGUGUGUGUGUGAACGUGUGUGUAACUAAGCAGGGAUUUUGCACAAUUUCUUUCUCCUAUUUUCUUCUUUCCUUCUGCGACUGUUGGGCUCACCGUUACACCUUAGCUAAGGGAGGGAGACGACCACACCGCCUCUGCUCUUGGUACCACUCAGUCACAACUCUCGCUUGGUCAAUUCCCGUCAACUUGGACCCUCUUUUUUUUUUUUUUUGUGCCCGUCCCUCCACAGGAACUUCAACCAAGCAGGGGGUUUGCGGGAUAGACUAUGAACAUUAUCAGAGGAGAAAAACCCCUUGAACAAGGGGUUGCAAGCAAACGCAAUUUUUGUUUGUAUGUCUGUAUGUGCUCAUGCACUGUGCAGCAGGCAUACUGUUAAUGCUCAGAUACUAACAGCUACAUGUUGGUGUCUCUGUCAGUGAGUCCUCCCCCCCCCCCCCCCCCCAAGUGUGAGUUAAGAGGAAAAAGACAUGAACUGUGACGGCAUCACUAUUUAGCCAGCUGAACAUAAGGAUGCAGAAAGGCAUCAUGGGACAGUUUUUUUUGUUUAGUUUGUUUCUAGGUUCAAAGGGAAAGAGGGUGGGCUGUGUGUGGGUCUGAGUGUUUGCGUGAGAGAUACGUUUAGCUUCCAAGUGUACUUUAAUGAGAAAGUGUUUCAGUCACUCCACAAGUGGGGAAACAAAAAAAAAAAAAAAAGCAAUUUAAGUUUCUGAAGAGCGAGUCAAAACGGGCGUUAUGUAGACAUCCGCAGCCUUAACUGUGUAUGCGUGUGCAACCAUAUACAAUCACAGUGUUCCUAUGGUUUAAAGAGCAUGUUAGCCACUCGGCACCAUGAGCAGAGUUUUACCUCUGAGUGGAUUUACGGGGCUAAUCUCUCGACAAGAACAUUAUCUGGCACACACAUAUACUCACACGGGGUUAUUCCAGUAUCGGUCUUUUGAUAGCACAGGGAAUCCUGCAGCAGAACACAGCUGAACAUGUCAUGUAAACAAGCAGUUGUUUAUUUUGUUACUAUUUUUGGUGUUAUUUACACAUUAGAUGUAAAUCCAAGCCUUUUUUCUUUUCUUUUAGCGUUUUGGGGCUGUGUAAUAGCUAAGCCAUGUAUCAUUGUCGAUCUCUUUUUACGCGUUUCCUUUUUUGUUAUUGUUUUUUUUUUUUCACCCUGGGUUAGGCUUUUGUCAUUCUCUUCUCUUUAGAAGCACAACUCUUACCAAAGUCAUAGCGACUGUGAUUUCUGAGGAUGUCAUAAUUGGAAUAGUUUUGUUAAUGAAAAUUCAUGACUCCAUUGUUAAAAUUUAGUUUUUUUAAAUAUGUAUUUUCAGAGCCCUUUGUGCAGAAGGUCAUGGAGGAAAGUGUUACUUUUGGAACAUUUAGAUAUCAGAACAUUUACUGACAACAAGCUAAAAUUUUGGUGGGUUGGUUAAAUACAGACGAUAAACUGUGCCCGGUGCAGACCGCUCUUCUCUGUAGCCCGCUCUCUUCAGCUGUGAUUAUCACUGCCAAUGUUAUUACUGUGGAGGUUUUUUUUUCCUUCUUCUUUUGGUUUGAGUUGACGCCCUCUCCUGGUGUACUGUGGUAUUGUAGCUACAUUGCGGGACCCAUGAUAUUUCCACUAAACGCAGACCUUCAUUUCUCUCAGGCAAAAGGAGGGGCAGCUCCAUCUGUGUGUAUGAUUUUGAUGAUGCUGAUGAAGAUGACUUUUAUGCUGGGGAAAGGGGGGGGGGAGGUGGUAAAUGGACGUGACACUGACUUGCAAACCAGCAUACAUUUUUAUCUCAACUAAAUAUAUGCAAAUAUUGGCGUUUGGAAAAAGAAAAAAGAUCGUCAACGCUUGAUGUGUUUUGCAAGGUUAGAUUUGCUAAUAAAUGUCGUGCUAAUUGAAAUGCUACUAUGAUUUCUGGCUAAGACACACGUCACUCUCUCACUGGCCUUGAUUUCACUCCAGUGAUUGUUGAAAAGGUUGAGGUAGCGAUGCAUUGAAAGGAAAAAAAAAAAAAA
Molecule: messenger RNA, 5017 nt
Organism: Labrus bergylta (ballan wrasse)
Lineage: Eukaryota; Metazoa; Chordata; Actinopteri; Labriformes; Labridae
Gene: epn2
Product: epsin 2
Biological process (GO): endocytosis
Cellular component (GO): clathrin vesicle coat; endosome; plasma membrane
Molecular function (GO): phospholipid binding; clathrin binding
Source: RefSeq, a predicted model, not a curated record